AUGUUAAUUGGCUCAAGUCCUCUUUCAAAAACACCUGGAAAACGAGUACUUGAUCAUGGCGGACACGAGUCUUGUGGUCUUCCUCCGAACUUUAAGUAUAUGAAGGUGGAUGCAAUUAGACUAUUUCCAAGAGGGUGUGAUGCACAAGCCCCUGAAAUUAGUGAAAGAAGAACUGAGGGUGUUACUACGGUGACCGCCACUCCAAACUUGAAAUAUCAGGUGGAAAUGACCGAUGUACUUGAGGCGAUGAAGGUUCCAGUAUCGUGUGGUAAGGUUGUAGCACUGGAAAGCAAAAUGACCCCCGACAAUGUGGGAAUGAAGUUGCCAAAAGGAUUGGCGAGUGUGUUGGAAAAUGGGGCUCAGACUAGGCAGACUGAAGUGGUUGGCUUGGAAACCUCGUCUCCUCCUCCAUUCCGUGCAAAAAUGUAUCAGCCUCCAAAGAUUCGGAAAGGUGUUCCUGUCUCUCGUGAAUUUCCUCCACACCGUGGAACGAUUAAUCAUUUUGACAAUGCAGAAGUGAAGAUGACAAUGGCAUCGGGAAAAGAUGGAUUGAUAAAUUUGUUGGAAAAUGUUGCUCAGCCUAAGCAGAUUGACGCUUUAAGUAGCUUGGAAACAAUGUCACCUUCCUUGCAUGCGGAAAAGUAUCCACCUCCAAAGAUUGGGGAAGGGGUUCCUGUCUUAAAUCAAUUUCCUCCACAUUGUGGAAAGAUAAAUCAUGUCAAAAAUGUGGAAAUGAAGUUGCCAAAAGCGUCAGAGAAAGAUGACCUGACAAAAACGUUGUCUCCUCCUCAUGCAGUGUCAAAUGAUCUUACUCCGUUUGACAAUUACCAAUCAAUUACUAGUCGCAAUCAGGUGAUGAAGACUCUGAAUUUAUUCAAAAAGAUAUUUGAAGAGCUUUCGAAUGAAAAUCAACCAAAUUCAAAAAGACAAAGGAAGGCUGUUGGACAGAGUGAAAAGAAGGCUGCUGGACAGAGGCAUGUAGAAGCGGCGAUGGUUCUCAAAAGGCAACAAAAAUGGAUUAAUACAAGUGGGCGUAUCUUGGGACCUUUCCCUGGGGUUGAGGUCGGCGACCAGUUUCGUUUUAGAGCUGAACUUCUUAUUAUUGGCCUUCAUCAGCAGUUUGUAGCUGGUAUAGAUUACAUUAAGAAAGAUGAAAAGAUUUUUGCCACAAGCAUUGUGGCAUCUGGUCGUUAUGGCAAUCAUGCAGAAUCUUCUGAUGUUUUGAUAUAUUCAGGUCACGGUGGAAAUCCAUUGUUUGAGAAUACGAAACUCGAAGAUCAAAAAUUUGAACGAGGCAACCUUGCCUUGAAGAACAGCAUGGAUGCAAGAACUCCUGUCCGGGUUAUCAUUGGUCAAAAACAAAAGUUGGGGGUGUCCAAAAUUAAGGGUACAAGUAAAGCGAGGAUUCAAAAAAUAUAUGUCUACGAUGGGUUGUACCUGGUGACCAAGUAUUGGCAAGAAACAAAGCAACAUGGAAAAUUGGGGUAUAUGUUUCAAUUGAAUAGACUGCCUGGACAACCAAAACUCCCUUGGCAAAUAGUGAGCAAGUCAUCUGAAGUCUCCAAGAAUUUUUGCGUGGUAAGUGACAUUUCUCAAGAGAAAGAAGAUAUACCCAUUAAUGCAGUGAUUGCCAACGAUGAUGAUAAACCCCCUGCUUUCACUUACAUAAAAAAUAUGAUAUAUCCAGAGUUGCUCAACCACUCUAGUCCAAUUGGUUGUGAUUGCAUCGAUGGAUGCUCGGAUUUGAAGAGCUGUUCCUGCACCAUAAAAAAUGGUGGUGAAAUUCCAUUCAAUGACGAUGGGGCUAUGGUUAAACAAAAGCCCAUUGUUUAUGAGUGUGGUCCUUCUUGCAAAUGCCCUCCUUCUUGCAAGAAUAGAGUUAGCCAACAUGGCAUACGUUAUGAAUUAGAAGUAUUUAACACCAACCUAAGGGGAUGGGGUGUUAGAUCACGAAAUUCUAUUUCUUCCGGAAGUUUUAUAUGUGAGUAUGUAGGGGAGUUGCUUCGGGACAGGGAAGCUGAGAAAAGAACUGGUAACGAUGAGUACUUAUUUGAUAUAGGGCUCGUGAAUGAGGAUGAGGACGAGGACGAGGACAAAGGCGACGAUGGCUAUACUAUUGAUGCGGCACACAGUGGAAACGUUGGAAGGUUCAUCAAUCACAGUUGUUCACCCAACCUUUAUGCUCAAAAUGUUCUUUAUGAUCAUGAAAACAAGAGAAUGAGUCACGUCAUGCUAAUUGCUACGAGGCUCAUUCCACCCUUACAAGAAUUGACCUAUGAUUACAACUAUAAGGUGGGCCAAGUUCUUGAUGUUAAUGGCAAUGUCAAGGUGAAGGAGUGUCAUUGUGGUUCGCGUAAGUGCACCGGGAGGAUGUAUUGA
This is a messenger RNA of Cornus florida, 2379 nucleotides long. Its product is annotated as histone-lysine N-methyltransferase, H3 lysine-9 specific SUVH5-like. Gene Ontology annotation, molecular function: histone methyltransferase activity; protein binding; zinc ion binding. The record is from RefSeq and is a predicted model, not a curated record. The transcript has a single exon. The coding region runs from base 1 to 2379 and encodes 792 amino acids. Lineage: Eukaryota; Viridiplantae; Streptophyta; Magnoliopsida; Cornales; Cornaceae. Gene Ontology annotation, cellular component: nucleus.